CUAGUCACUGCCAGGAAGUGUGUUCGCAACCGUGAAAACUCGUUUGUUUGAAAAACCAUCAAAAUGUGUUGUGCCGAGUUUUUAGUAAAAUAUAUCCUGUUCUUCUUUAACUUUGUAUUUACGCUCGCGGGCAUAGCGCUCAUCGGGCUGGGCAUAGCCGCGCUGGUGCAGAUCAACCAGAUCGUCGACCUGAUCCCCGUCCCCAUCAAUGGCAUCCCCAUCGCGAUCAUCGUGCUCGGCAGCAUCAUCUUCGUCAUCGCCUUCUUCGGCUGCUGCGGCGCUAUCAGGGAGUCCAGAUGUCUGCUUACAAUGUAUUUCAUAUGCAUGGCCAUAUUGGCUGCUGGCAAAAUCUACCUAGCGACCGUGAUCUUCGGUGCUCUGGACACACUCCAGUCUACCGUGGAGGGAUGGGUGGACACCGCCUUCGAAAAAGAAGACCUCAGGAAGGUCUUCCACGUACUUGAGGAAGUAUUCCAAUGCUGCGGUACAACGGGGCCAGGGUCUUACGUGGGCGUGUACCCCAUCCUGCCGCCGACGUGCUGCGCGAGCGGCGUGGCCGAGUGCACCGACGAGCUGGCGUUCGGCGGCUGCCGCGCCCGCCUCGGCAGCUACUUCGAGAACUUCGGCGAGGCCAUCGCCGCGGUGCUGAUCGUCGUCAUCGUUGUUGAGUUGGUGGCGAUGCUGUUCGGUAUGUUUAUGUGCUGGUCGGUAUCGGAGAAGAGACAGAGGGGCAGGUACUACUGAGCAGGCAACUAUAUCUAGAGACCGAUGGGAAUCAUGUAAUGUUUUGACAAAAAAGUAUAAGAUCUACUUAAUGCUAAGUAAUGAAUCAUUCUUUCUUCUCCAAGCUUCCGUUCUGUGGUAUGGAUCCCUAGUCAUGUAUAGAUAUUAGACACCACUGACCGAAUCAUAAAUGAUUUAUUGCCAUUUUUUAUUACAAACAAACAAACUUUUGACACAUAAAAUGUAUUCUUCUUGUGAUCCCUAUUUUAGAAUUAACGAGUUAUCAACGUUAAUUAGUGUAAUGACAAUUUAAAAUUAAUAUAAGAAUCCUGCCUGAGUAUUAAUUAGCACAAAGUUACCUAUAAUUUUGUAAAUAUAUGAAUUCAGAUUUAAAUGUUUGGUUAUCGUAAUUUCAUAG
Messenger RNA from Ostrinia furnacalis (Asian corn borer), 1141 nucleotides. RefSeq names its product leukocyte surface antigen CD53-like. Lineage: Eukaryota; Metazoa; Arthropoda; Insecta; Lepidoptera; Crambidae. The record is from RefSeq and is a predicted model, not a curated record. Gene Ontology annotation, cellular component: plasma membrane. The transcript is spliced from 5 exons. Bases 64 to 744 code for a protein of 226 amino acids.